AUGCAGGCGCAGAAGUUUCAAGCAGGACUUCAGCCAAGGGUCCGUAGUCAAGUAGCUUGCCUAACAAUAGAGAAUUAUCAAGAGUUGGUAAAUGUGGCUGCGAUAGCAGAGGCUGAGCAGAGAGGUCUAGCAAUCCAGAUCAAUUCCGAACGAAAGAGGACCAUGCCAUUUGCUGCAAGCGGUAGUGCCGAGAAGAAAAGGUCUUUUUCCAGCCCAGCGAAAGGCAAGGGAAUAGUGACAGGAGGACAUAUGCCAUCUGCUUAUCCGUUAUGCCCUAAGUGUGGAAAGCGUCAUCCUGGAGAAUGUCGUAGUGGUUAUGGAGUUUGUUAUCGAUGCGGGAACCCAGGACAUUUGAUCAGAGAUUGUCCCAACACUGCACAAGGUAGUGGAGCUGGUGAUCAUAAACCAAGGCCCCACAUCCCAGCACGCGUGUAUGCUGUAACCCCAGGUGAUAUCGAUGCUGACGCAUCAGAGGUUGAGGAAGCUGGCGUCAUCACUGGAAACGUCAAUCUGUUAAGGUUCACAGCUUGUGCGCUAUUUGAUUUGGGCGCGUCGCAGUCCUUUGUGUCUGCAGCGUUUGCACGAAUUUGUAGUUUGCAAACUGAGCUAUUACCUCGACGGGUUGUAGUGUUAAUUCAUGAUGGGAAUAGGGUAGCUUGUACCCGUUUAGUUAAGGAUUGUCCUGUAGAGCUAGAUGGAAGGACGUUGAAGGCUGACCUACUAGUAUUCGGUCAGAUGGAGUUUGACCUAAUUUUGGGUAUGGACUGGCUAUUCAAGCACUAUGCUAAGAUAGAUUGUCGAAAGUACGUGGGAGCAUCAGUUAAGGCCACCCCACUACUGAUUUCGGCUUUACAAGCUAGGAAGUGUAUUGAGGAUGGAGCCUCAGCUUUUCUGUUGAUGAUUGUGGAGAAGACAGAUGGGAGUGAAGAAAUCCGUGGGAUACCAGUAGUUGAAGACUUUCCUGAAGUUUUUGUCAAUGAACUACCUGGUCUACUACCGGAUAGAGAAACUGAGUUCAAGAUAGAGUUGGAACCGGCAACAACUCCGACUCACAAGGCCCCGUAUCGUAUGGCCCCUGCCGAAUUAAAAGAGCUCAAAGUGCAGUUGGAAGAACUUUUAGAGAAGGGUUUUAUCCGCCCUAGUUCCUCCCCGUGGGGAGCACCUGUGCUAUUCGUGAAGAAGAAAGAUGGAUCUAUGAGGAUGUGCAUAGACUAUAGGGAGCUGAACAAGGUGACGAUCAAGAAUAAGCAUCUGUUACCCAGGAUCGACGAUUUGUUGGAUCAGUUACAAGGAGCGUCCGUGUUUUCGAAGAUCGACCUGCGAUCCGGUUAUCAUCAGCUGAAAGUUCAGGAACAGGAUGUGCCGAAAACUGCCUUUAGGACAAGGUACGGCCACUACGAGUUUUUGGUAAUGCCUUUUGGGUUAACCAAUGCUCCAGCUGCAUUCAUGGACAUGAUGAACAGAAUAUUCAGACCUUAUCUGGAUAGUUUUGUUGUCGUAUUCAUUGAUGACAUCCUAAUUUACUCGAAGAGCAAGGAGGAGCAUAGAAAACAUCUAAUUAUGGCCUUGACUAUACUCAAGGACCAAAACCUAUAUGCCAACCUUAGCAAGUGUGAGUUCUGGCUUGAUGAAGUGAAGUUUUUAGGUCACGUGAUCUCUAGUGAAGGAGUAGCAGUGGACCCAAGCAAGAUUGAAGCAGUAACAAACUGGCAGAGACCGACUAGUGUGCAUGAGAUUCGAAGUUUAUUAGGACUGGCUGGUUAUUAUAGAAGGUUUGUUGAAGGAUUUUCUAGUUUGUCUAGACCACUCACGGCAUUGACUAAGAAGAACGUGAAGUUUGUUUGGAACAAUAAGUGCGAGGCAAGUUUUCUUGAGUUGAAGAAAAGACUUACGACCGCACCGGUACUUACACUGCCGGAGCCUCUUAAGCCUUUUGUAGUGUAUAGUGAUGCAUCUAAAGCAGGACUAGGAUGUGUGCUGAUGCAAGAAGGGAGAGUAGUUGCUUAUGCUUCACGUCAACUGAAGAAUCAUGAGCAGAAUUAUCCUACGCAUGAUUUGGAAUUAGCUGCAGUGGUUUUUGCUCUUAAGAUUUGGAGACACUACUUGUAUGGCGAAAAGUGUGAAGUUUUCACAGAUCACAAAAGCCUCCAAUAUCUGUUCGAGCAGAAGAACCUUAAUAUGAGGCAGAGAAGAUGGUUGGAAUUAAUCAGCGAUUAUCAGUGCAACAUCAAGUACCACCUCGGAAAGGCCAAUGUGGUAGCUGAUGCUUUGAGUCGCAAGAGCAGAGCGGAUUCAUCUAUCUUGUCGUCAGAAGUAAAUUCACUCUUAUGCAGUAUGAGGAAACUGUUGAUCGAGAAUCGUAGUCGGGAAGUAGUUCUGACCACCGUUCAAGAGUUCAUUCCAUUGGAUUGGGAAGAACUGAAAGACCGUCAGAAGAAAGAUAGUAAGCUUGCAGAAGUCAUCGGGAAAAUUGAGAAGUCGGAAGGACCGAAGGACUUUAGCAUCAGAGAAGAUGGAACUUGUGGCGCCCACGACCCCCGUGGCUCUGUGUCAAAACGUCAAAACGUGGCCUUAGAAAUAGCCGCAGUAUUUACCAGUACUGGAUACAAUAAUAAGGGUCUGUGUGAUUCUUCCAUAAUGAAUUUGGUCAUGCGUUUUGCAGUCGAAGCCCUUAAACAAAUAGCCGAAGAGCUGAGGAAGAAGGACUGGACUUUCGAUGAAGAUCCAUAUUGCAUCAAUGGCACAAUUACUACUUGGGAAAAACUGACGUCGGGGCGGCCAACAACUACUAAUUACGACAAUUCUAUAAAAUGCGAUUGUAAAUUCCCUGGUGGUGUUUGUCACGUGGUUAAACUACAUCUUAAAGGGCAUGAUCUUUCUGGUGUGCUUCCAACAUCCCUUGUGAAGCUGCCUCACAUAACGACGAUUGAUUUGACUCAAAACUAUCUUACUGGUACAAUUCCAUCCGAAUGGACUUCUCUAAAGUUGGAAAUUCUGUCCACUUCUGUAAACAAGUUAUCGGGAAGAAUUCCAAGCUACCUGGGAAAAAUUACCACUCUUAGACAUUUGAGCAUAGAGAACAAUUGGUUUUCUGGAACAGUUCCCCCUGAGAUUGGGAAGUUGGUGAACUUGGAGAAACUUAUCCUCAACGCUAACUUCCUCACUGGAGAGUUGCCAGUCGAUCUCACUUAUCUCACAAACUUAACUGAACUUAGGAUUAGCAGUAACAACUUCACUGGAAGAAUACCUGAUUUUUUCAAUAGUUGGAAAAAGCUUCAGAAAUUAGAGAUCCAAGCUAGCGGUCUCACAGGGCCCAUUCCUCAAAGCAUUUCUGUCUUGAGUAAUUUAACUGAGCUAAGAAUUAGUGACUUAAUUGGUGAGGGUUCAAUAUUUCCGAACUUAACUAGCAUGACAAACAUGAAUAGAUUGAUGUUAAGGAGCUGCAAUCUCUCGGGACAAAUUCCGGGAUACAUAUCAAAAGAAAUGCCAAAUCUCCAAACUUUAGAUCUGAGCUUCAAUAGAUUGGAAGGAAAUGUUCCAGAGUUUGAUGAUAGAGCAAAGUUGCAGCACCUGUAUGUGUUGAUUCAAAAUCUAGCUAUAUUUCGGAGAAGUUUUUAUGAUGUUUGGUCCUAUAUAUCCUUAAUUCCUAAAUUAAAAGGAUGUUGUUUGUGUGUAGACUGGAAUUCAGUGCAUAUAAAUUGCGGUGGAAACGAAGUCAGUAUUGGAAACAUUGAAUACGAAGCAGAUCUAGAUGCAUCAGGUGCGGCAAGAUUUUAUUGCGCCGGAGAGAAUUGGGGAUUCAGUUCCACUGGAAAUUUCUGGGAUGUUAAUGCCAGCUCGAUUGCAUACAUAGCAAAUAAUGCGUCAAUACUCGGAAUGAACAGCCCUGACUUGUACACAAGCGCACGACUCUCUCCUCUUUCUCUCACGUAUUAUGCGCGUUGCUUGGCAAAUGGAAAAUAUACCGUCACGCUACACUUUGCAGAGAUAAUAAUAAGAGGAAACAAAUCAUUUUGCAGUCUUGGAAGACGGAUUUUUGAUGUUUAUAUCCAGGGAAAACUGGAGUUGAAGGAUUUUGAUAUUGAAGAUACUGCAGGAGGGGUUGACAAACCUUUAGUUAAGAAAGUUAACGCAGUUGUGAGUAACAAAGUCUUACAUAUCCGCUUUCAUUGGGCUGGCAAAGGGACAACAAAUGCCCCAACAAGAGGAACAUAUGGUCCUCUCAUAUCGGCUAUCUCUAUAGAAAAUGAUAAUCCCCCUGAUAAUGGCAAAAUUACCACUAUAUUCAUUGUGGCUGGAGCUUUAGUAUCGGUGCUAUUACUCAUUCUAGGCAUUCUUUGGUGGAAAGGCUGCAUAGGAAACAGGAUUUCAAGGGAAAAAGAUUUGAAAGGAUUAGAUUUGCAAACAGGUUUUUUCACUUAUAGGCAAAUCAAAGCUGCCACUAACAACUUUGAUGCUUCAAACAUGAUUGGGGAAGGUGGUUUUGGAUCUGUAUACAAGGGUAUACUAUUAGAUGGUACUAUAAUUGCAGUUAAGAAACUUUCUUCAAAAUCAAGUCAAGGAAAUCGUGAGUUUGUGAAUGAAAUAGGCAUGAUAUCUACUUUACAGCACCCGAAUGUUGUUAGAUUGUAUGGAGGUUGUGCUGAAGGAAAUCAACUCUUCUUGGUAUAUGAAUACAUGGAAAAUAAUAGCCUGGCUCGUCCUUUGUUUGGUCCAGAGAGAUACCAAUUAAAAUUGGACUGGCCUACACGGCAAAAAAUAUGCGUCGGCAUUGCAAGAGGCUUGGCUUUCUUGCAUGAGGAAUCAACACUGAGAAUUGUUUACAGAGACAUUAAAACUACAAAUGUGCUAUUGGAUUCGAAUCUUAAUCCAAAGAUUUCGGACUUUGGUUUGGCAAAGCUUGAUGAAGAGGAAAAAACCCAUAUCAGCACCCGAGUUGCUGGAACCAUAGGAUACAUGGCACUAGAUUAUGCAUUAUGGGGUAUUUUAACAUAUAAAGCAGAUGUCUACAGUUUUGGGAUUGUCGCAUUGGAAAUUGUUGUAGGGAAGAGCAACAUGAAAUUUCAACCAAAUGAAAGUUAUGUAUGUCUUCUUGAUUGGGCUCUUGUUCUACAACAAAAGGGUAAUCUAGUGGAGCUGGUGGAUCCAAAGUUAGGCUCUGAGUUUAAAAUGGAGGAAGCAAUUAGAAUGAUCAAAGUAGCUUUACUAUGUACAAAUCCAUCUCCAGCUCUUAGACCCACAAUGUCUGCAAUAGUAAGCAUGCUCGAAGGCCAAACAACUGUUGAUGACGUUAUUAUGGAUCCAAGCUUAUAUGGAGACGAAUACAAGUUUAGAGCUUUAAGAGAGCAGCUCGUUCAAGGCCAGCAAGAAUCGAUGGGUUCAAUUGGAGUUGAGAGUCGUAUUCGUUCAUCAAAUGCAACAUUGACCGGAACUUCUUCUUCUACAUCAACCCAGAAUCUUUAUGAUCCAAGGAGAUUCGGGAAUGAUCAUGUUGAGUUGGCAGACUUUUCAUUGAUAGCAUUGGACUACCUCUAGAAAACUGUUUAGUGCAAAUAUGGCAAGAAAAUGUGAAGAUUCCUCAGAUUGGGGCAAUAUUGCGCACGCGUUUGUAUUUGGCCAUAACUUUAAUUACGAGUAUCAAAAUCGCACAUAUGACCCCAAUAUGGAAAGUUUCUUUCGGCGUGCAUUGUGGUUACCAACUACGCUUGGUGGUUCCCAUUUUGACCAUUAAUAAGUCGUUUUCCCUUUUGAAUCUUUGAUUUAAGUUAUUUUUUUCCUUUUAUGAUAAUGUUUUACUAUCACUUUUGGAAAUGACUCUUGCUCUCGUUUGGGCCAGAUAUUUUACAAGAUACUUAUUUUAUUAUGUAUUUUCCUUCUUUGCAUUAAUUGGGAGUUUUUCCC
Molecule: messenger RNA, 5901 nt
Organism: Juglans regia (Persian walnut)
Lineage: Eukaryota; Viridiplantae; Streptophyta; Magnoliopsida; Fagales; Juglandaceae
Product: probable LRR receptor-like serine/threonine-protein kinase RFK1
Exons: 23
Coding region: 1-5535 (1844 amino acids)
Biological process (GO): protein phosphorylation
Molecular function (GO): ATP binding; zinc ion binding; nucleic acid binding
Source: RefSeq, a predicted model, not a curated record